CUUUUAACUUUUACACAGUAUCGAUGCUCAGAGCACAGUUGACAUCUGGCAUCCGAGAAAACACAGAAUAUUUUAAGCACGAAGCAUAAAAGCACCCACUAGCAGCUGCUCCGACUGCCAUCCCGUCAAAAUUUUAGUUUACUCUUUUAGAAGCGUUGAAUCGGCGCAUGUUCCGAGCACUCCUCCGACCGAGCAUGAAGCGACAGGCCCAAGGGCCCGUCUCCGACGAACAGAAGACCCAGCCGCAACAGGAUCAGUCCGAGGUACAAGCCAAUAAGCAGGACCAGAUGCAGGUAUCAGAACAGAAUCAAACCAUGAACCAAAACGUGGAUGACAAUCACAACCAGAGUGCCAAUUCAAAUCCGACCAUGACACAGUCACAGGUAACAUUACUAACCGAAUUGCCAGUGGCAUCCACAUCCACAAAUCCAGCUGCGCAGCUCCUGGAUGAUCCGCUAGAAGAUCAAGAGAAGAAUAACGCAACCGCUACCAACAAACAUAACGGCAAUCGUGAGUUUACCUCAAAAGAACCGGAGCAGGACUCCAUGGAGUCCGGGGCACAGGGCGAUAACGAGCAGUCGGACUCUGAGCUGCCUGGCAGCUCCAAUUGUCAUUCCCCCGUGUCAACCCCACAUCCGUUGCCACUGCCUAAGUCCAGAUCUAUAUCCAUUUCCAAUACAAUUUCCAUUCCGAUCCCGCUCUCGCUACCGCGACCUUUGCACAACAAACAGGACCUGCCUGACGAAGGUGGGAAUCCGGAGCAGCUGAAGACCCUAGCAGCGGGGCGUGAGCAAAUUGCCAAGCUGCUGCUCAUAUGUUUGGGUGAGGGGGCCGGAGCAGAGGGCGAUGGUGAGGCGAAUCAAAUAGUGAUGGAGUUACUGGGCGGUCGUGACAGCAGCAGCCACUCGAGCAACUCGAGCGACGCCACCAGCGACAGCAGUGGCACCGGAAUCCAGAGCAGCAACGAUGGCAAUAUCAAUGACAAGAGCAGUAACGACCCAACGAUUCCCGCCACUAUGCCGAGUCCUUCGGCCAUUGAACGCGUAUCUGAGCAACUAAUGAGUGUCCUCCGGGAGCAGACCCUAAGCGAGGCGGGUAUUUCCAUUGGAAACGAGAGAUAUCAUUGCUUCAAGUGCGUGCUGCAAAACUAUGCCAAGAUCUAUGCCGCGCGACGUUUCAUGGAACAGUUGCCGCAACUAGAACCGCAGGAAAACGCCCAGAGUCAAGACCAGAGUUCGGGUCAACAGUCAGAAUCGGCGCAAGAACAGAGCAACGGUGUCGAGGCGGACCAAAAGCUACUCGCCCGCGUUGUGGCGGACGAGAUACCUGAGCUGCUACGCCAGCUCUGGUCUUCGCUGGAGAAGAUGGAGUUCUUUAACGAGGAUACAGCCUUCAAGGCGUAUUUGGAGGCGCGCAACCAUCCUGAGGCGCGCAUCCUGCGCGAACUAAUGCUCACGCGCAUCUCGCGCGUCUUCCUUUGCAUCGUUAGCUCCACGUUCUUCCUGGACUUUACCGAGCACGAGCUGACUCACAUCCUACGGAAUUGCUAUUUGAGUGUGAACUCUGAGAUCGAGAUUUUUCUUUCCGUCGUGCUCUGGCUGGAGCACAACUGGUACGAGCGGCGCGAGUGUGCCGAACGAAUCCUGGCCCAGGUGCGCUUUGGAUUGAUGCCGACCUGGUAUCUCGCUACUUUGGAUCGGGCCAAUCGCUGCCGUCACUUUUCCCGGGUGAUCCAAAGCCCCGGCGUGCAGCGCAUGAUAGCUCAAGGCCUGGAGGAUGGCGUCACUUUGAAGAGGAAGCGCCGCUCUAGCGGCACAUCUGGACGAGGAGCAGCCACCUCUUCCACUGGCAAGGAAUCUCAACCAUUACGGCAGUCUGAACAGGCACAGUCUCAGCAGCGACAGCCACAGCUUUCUCAACCUAGGCGACCACAGGAGUCGCAGUCACAACAGCGACAGCCGGGGCAACUAUCGCAGCAGCAGCGGACGGCGGAGCCACCACUGCCACGAGAAUGGAUUGCCGAUCCGGAAUGCCGCCACCAUCACAAGUGCCACUGCGAACGGUUCGUGUAUCCCACAUACGAUGUUUUCAAGGAAUAUCUGGCCAGGAUUAUUUGUUGCGCGCCCAACUAUUGGCACACCUUCCGGCCCGCCCAGGAAGUCUACCGAAGCGAUUUCCGUUGUUGCUCGCCGCCGCACUUUAACUAGUACUUCUGUGGUGCCAUAACUCUUACUACAUCUAACCCGUUAAGCAGUUAUCUCGCACCCGUUCUAGUACUAGUAGCAGUGCCAGUACCCAUUACCUUUUCUGUUAUCAUUUUCGGUUGAACCACCAACGAUUACCAAUCCCAACGAUUACCACGAUCACAUCUGCUCCUGCGACGACUUCUGGAAACGCUUUAAGCUCUGCGGUUCAAAUUUUACGUGAGAGGAUAAUACUUCGGAUCAUGCGUUUGUCUGUCUGUUUGCCCCGCCCAUCUACUGACCACGACCACGACCCGUACCGGUGUCCUGGUUCAUCGUGUUCGUGUCCUUUUAGCAACCAAUGUCAAAGCCGGCAAGGCUAAAGCGUAGCUAUCAGUGCACGCUCCCAUCGCAUCAAUAAAAUUGUUUCAUGCUUCUA
Drosophila bipectinata is the source of this 2622-nucleotide messenger RNA. RefSeq lists its product as uncharacterized. NCBI's taxonomy places the organism in Eukaryota, Metazoa, Arthropoda, Insecta, Diptera, Drosophilidae. The record is from RefSeq and is a predicted model, not a curated record.